AUGCUCGAGCGUGACCCAGUCACUGGCUAUGUCUUCAUGAAGACAUUCAAGCCGAGGUCGGAACGGGAUCAGAACCAGCUUCUCGCAGAUGCGCCGCGAGACCCGAAGUUAAGAUCGAUAGAAGAGCUCCAGGACCGGGAGAGGAUUCAUCCAAAAACGAAAACCGAGCUUGGACAAACACCGCCGUUUCUUCGGGUCGGCCCUUUGGAUUCCAUCCUCGUCCCCGGCGAACAAGACGCUCAGAGGGAUCAGCCUCCCUCAUGUCCUAAUGCUGGAGACGACCGCGCGGUAGCUGUGCUUGUACCUGGGGACUUCGGAACUAUCAUCAACGCCGAGUCGCCCUUGAUGAACCAGCUCUUUCAGUUAUGCCAACAUGCCGAGAUCCGUUGUUGCGAGAACCUGGUGUGCUCCGAGAAGCGCAGCGAGCUGGAGAAGCUUGCCCCUCAGUGCGACUGGGCCCCCUUCCGAAACUGGGCAUUGCAGCUGAUGGCCUGUCAGCUGACCAUGAUCGACCAGGGCAACUUCACCAGGCCCGUUCUUCGCAUGUCCCAGGUCGUGACGUCGUGCCAUUUCUUCUUGGUCGACGCGGGAAGAACUGUCACCAAGAUGCCGUCUGCAAAGCUCGCCGGGCCAGGCAAGACCACACACACUGUCGACGCCUUUGGUGCAUUCGAGACCAUAUAUUGGAUGAUGACGAUCGAGCACCCCCUCGGGCUGCUCCACAUCAUCGAACAGACAUGGGAUCCCAGCUUCCUCCCUGGCGCCAUCACGGACCCGGCGAUCACCAAGGCGUCUCAGAGGGCAGCCGGGGCGGGCAUCUGCCCCAACCGAUUCUGGAAUCUCACAGUUGCCAUGGAGCGGCAGCACCUCGACCUCCCCGCCAUCGCCCAGGCUGCCGCUCGGCACCCUCAGCUAAAGCACCAGGGUCACGAGACAUGCACACCGGCAUUCUGUACCUUCACCGUCCUGGAUAGCACAAGGGUGAAGCAGUGCCACAAGUGCUCCGGGCUCGAAGAAAAUCCUUGCAAAAGGGAGGGGAGGCAGCUGUUCUUUGACCCCGAAAAGCUCGACGGGUCGAUCCGGGAUCAAAAUCGCACUGUCUGGUCAACCGUGUCGGACGAGCCCGAAGUGUCCCAAGAGGGCCCCUACGUCGCCAUCUCGCAUGUAUGGUCCGACGGAACCGGUGUCGGCCUGCAGGCUGCCGGCAAGGUAAACGAGUGCCUGUUUCGGUUCCUAGCCCGCAUCGUCGAAAGGCUGGGCUACGAUGCCAUCUGGUGGGACGCAAUCUCAAUUCCCAAAGACCCCAAACUGCGGCAAGAGGAAAUCAACAAUAUGCACCGCAACUACGGCGAGGCCGGGUGUACCGUGCUCCACGAUAACUAUCUCCUCGAUUUUGAGUGGGCUGACAACAGCGAAGGGCCCUGCCUCGCCCUGAUCUUGUGCCCCUGGUUCACCCGCGGCUGGACCGCGCUGGAGCUGAUCAUGUCGAAGGCCGUCAAGGUGCUGUACAAAAACCCCGAGGCGGGCGGCGAGCCGCUUAUCAAAGACCUGGACGAAGACAUCCUCGCAAAGGACCCCGCUCACUGCACGCGGGCGCACUGGAUCGCCUCGACCAUUAUCCGACGUCUGCGACGCGAGAUACGCAACGUGAGCGACCUCGCCGCCAUCCUCAAGCCGCGAAGCACGUCGUGGGCUCGGGACCGCAUGGUCAUUGCUGGCUUGCUGGCCAAGGUCAAAGCUGACUACACAAUGGCGACUCACGAGGUCACCAAGGCCAUCAUCGAUCGUGUUUGGAAUCUGAACCCGGCCAGCCUGCUCCAUGGACAACCCACCAUUGCCACCUCGGGAGGGUGGUCGUGGUGUCCGCACUCGCUGUACGACAUGCCCUCGGUCACGGUGGGCGACCUGGCUGAGACGGGAAAACACCUGGUAGGGGACAUGACAUGCGUGGUGGAUAAGGACGGCAUAGCCUCGGGCUGUUGGCAUUGGCGAGCGCUGGAGGAGGCAGACACGCGACACGAUCUCCUCAUACCCAACUCGCAGCACCAAUCCGUCUCGCCCGCCAUACGGGACGCCAUUCGCGACUGGGAGCACUGCAUGCUUCUGCGAGACUCCAACAUGGACGGCGGUCUCGGCUUGAUAGUCAAGCCGGCCAAACGCAGGGGCGAUUUCAUUCCGGCCCAGUACGUAGGCAGCGUGCGCGUGCGCGAGUCGCCGACCAAGCUGCAGGGGACGCAAGUCGACGAGCGUUAUGACUUUGACUGGUUCCGCAUCGGGGAGGUCGUCAACAGGGUGAGAAAGGCGGCCGAGUUCUCCAAGAAGUCUCACAAUCAACGUCGAAUUUCAAAAUCGAGUCAAGACUGCAGCUGGGUGGCCGGGACGGGGAAUCUGUGGCUAGGUGAUCACCCACAUGAAGGGCAGCUUCUGAUUGCCCGCUACCUUCGGGAGGAAGGCGUCGUGGAAGGACUCCGCUUGGUCAUCUCAGGCGACCAUAAGAACAAGACUUACACACUGCUGCCUGCGGAGGAUCCUGUUUUCCGCGUGAGUGCUGAUUCCGGCAACAGCGUGCAAGGGGCAGGGAACGAUUCGGCUUCCCAUUUCGGCGGCCUACGGGUUCGACCGGUAAAGUACCAGGAGCAGUGGCCCCCCGAGCCCAUACCGGCCUUCGGCAGAGUAUACCGUUCCGACGCUGUGCCGGCGAUGAACAGUUUCAGCAUUUUCAAGCUCAAGACGGGUAGCAAGGAAAGCACUCUAUACUCGCUCAUUAUCCAGCAAUACCUCAUACCCAACGUGAAGCAGCCGUUCGGGGGGAUCUGGAUUUGUACGUGUCUCACGCCCCUUCACCCGCUGGGACCCUCCUUCUCAACCUUCUGCCUGCUAACUGUUAACUUCUUCAUGUAG
This is a messenger RNA of Fonsecaea monophora, 2901 nucleotides long. RefSeq lists its product as hypothetical. The transcript has a single exon. The coding region runs from base 1 to 2901 and encodes 966 amino acids. The record is from RefSeq and is a predicted model, not a curated record. NCBI's taxonomy places the organism in Eukaryota, Fungi, Ascomycota, Eurotiomycetes, Chaetothyriales, Herpotrichiellaceae.